AUAUCACUGACAAUCCAAAAUCCUAUCCAUGUCCAUCUUCUCUUUGAGCCACUUUCCAUUUUUGCUUCUCUCAUUCCCUUACCAAUCUAUUUAACACUCUCUUCACAAUUUUUCUGUUCAAAGAUCAAAACUUUUUCAAAUUUUUUCUCUGAAAAAAAAAUGAGCUCUGUAAAUCUGAGUUCUUGGAUACAAACCUCAUCGUCAAUCUUCAACCAAGCCUCCAGAUCCAGAUCCAAACCCUAUUAUUCCCACCCAUCUCCCUUCAAACCCUCAAACUUUUCACCUUUACAUUCAAGUCCAAGAAAUUCAAUCUCAGCCAUUGCUUACAAAGAAGACAACAAAACCAUUCAAGAAUUCGAUUUCAAGAAUUACAUGCUUCAAAAAGCUUACUCAAUUAACCAAGCUCUAGACUCAGCUGUCUCACUCCGUGAGCCAGCAAAAAUCCACGAGUCAAUGCGUUACUCACUUUUAGCCGGUGGCAAACGAGUCAGACCAGCCUUAUGUUUAGCUGCAUGUGAACUCGUGGGUGGCAAUGACUCAAUGGCUAUGCCUGCAGCUUGUGCUGUUGAGAUGAUACACACCAUGUCAUUGAUUCAUGAUGAUCUUCCUUGCAUGGAUAACGAUGAUCUUCGUCGCGGAAAGCCCACGAAUCACAUUGUUUUCGGGGAGGAUGUGGCGGUUCUUGCAGGUGAUGCUUUGUUAGCCUUUGCUUUUGAACAUAUUGCUGUGUCAACUUUGCAUGUGUCUGCUGAUAGGGUUGUGAGGGCAGUUUGUGAGUUAGCUAAGGCAAUUGGUGCUGAGGGUUUAGUUGCUGGUCAGGUUGUUGAUAUUUGUUCUGAGGGUUUGGCUGAGGUGGAUUUAGAGAAGCUUGAGUUUAUUCAUGUGCAUAAGACUGCUAAGUUGCUUGAGUGUGCUGUUGUGUUGGGGGGGAUUUUAGGGGGUGGUUGUGAUGAGGAGAUUGAGAGAUUGAGAAAAUAUGCUAGGAGUAUUGGUCUGUUGUUUCAAGUUGUGGAUGAUAUUCUUGAUGUGACUAAAUCUUCCCAAGAAUUGGGGAAGACUGCGGGGAAGGAUUUGGUUGCGGAUAAGGUUACGUAUCCGAAGUUGAUGGGGAUUGAGAAGUCUAUGGAGUUUGCUGAGAAGUUGAAUCAGGAAGCUCAGGAACAGUUGGUUGGUUUUGAUCCUGUGAAAGCUGCUCCUUUGAUUGCUUUGGCUAAGUACAUUGCUUAUCGGCAAAACUGAUGUUUGUUGUUGUAUCAUCAAUUUGUUUUGUUUUUCAAUAUGAAACAUUGUCAUGUUUCUGCUAUAGUUUUACUGAAUCUUAGAUUUGUACCAAAUUAGCAACACAAUUUGAAUGCAAAAUUGUUAACUUA
Messenger RNA from Mercurialis annua (annual mercury), 1370 nucleotides. Its product is annotated as geranylgeranyl pyrophosphate synthase, chloroplastic. NCBI's taxonomy places the organism in Eukaryota, Viridiplantae, Streptophyta, Magnoliopsida, Malpighiales, Euphorbiaceae. The record is from RefSeq and is a predicted model, not a curated record. The coding region runs from base 160 to 1239 and encodes 359 amino acids. Gene Ontology annotation, molecular function: geranylgeranyl diphosphate synthase activity. The transcript has a single exon. Gene Ontology annotation, biological process: isoprenoid biosynthetic process.